Platichthys flesus (European flounder) is the source of this 1802-nucleotide messenger RNA. RefSeq names its product dipeptidase 2 (gene dpep2). Gene Ontology annotation, biological process: proteolysis. Gene Ontology annotation, molecular function: metallodipeptidase activity. The record is from RefSeq and is a predicted model, not a curated record. Lineage: Eukaryota; Metazoa; Chordata; Actinopteri; Pleuronectiformes; Pleuronectidae. Bases 1 to 1242 code for a protein of 413 amino acids. The transcript has 10 exons.
AUGUCUUCUAGGAAAGCAGUGACAAGCUUUUCCAUGCACUCCAUGAGGCACCUGUUGGUUCUCUCCUCUCUGUGCCCUACUUCGCUGAGGGCCCAUUACCACAACAGCCUGAGUGAAAUUGACCUUCAUAAUCUCAGCUAUCUGACCAUCGACAUCACCCGUCUCAAAGCAGGCCAUGUUCAGGCACAGAUGUUUGCAGCCUUUGUGCUCUGUCCGGCCCAAGACAAGGACGCCGUGAGACUGACGCUGGAACAAAUAGAUGUGAUCAGACGCAUGUGCACUGAGCACCAGGAGCUUGAGCUGGUCACGUCCACCGAAGAACUGGAGAAUGCUGAGAAGAGGCGUAAGAUAGCGUGUCUCAUAAGUAUUGAGGGAGGACACUCCAUCGACAGCAGCCUGCCAACUCUCCGGAUGUUUUACCGUCUUGGUGUCCGCUCCAUGACCAUCACACAUAACUGCAAUACACCUUGGGCAAAGACAUCUUCAAAUUUGUAUACUUUCUAUCAAAGUCUGGAUAACUGCCUGACAAGCUUUGGGAAGGCUGUGGUGGAGGAGAUGAACAGACUGGGGAUGAUAGUGGACAUCUCCCACACUUCUUGGGACACGGCCUCGGCUGUGCUGAACCACACUAAGGCUCCUGUUAUUUUCAGCCAUUCAUCCUCCUACUUCAUCUGUCGUAGCCAUCGCAAUGUUCCUGACUGGCUGCUGCACGAGCUGAAACAGAAUGGGGGGUUGAUCAUGGUGAAUUUCCACACCAAUUUUGUUUCCUGCGAAGACAAGGCUAACGUCUUUCAAGUGGCAGACCAUUUUGAUCACAUUAAGAAGGUGAUUGGAGCGGAGUCGAUCGGAUUUGGGGCGGACUUUGAAGGCGCUCCAACGUUUCCUCAGGGGCUAGAUGAUGUGUCGAAGUAUCCUCACCUGAUCCAGGAACUGCUGCAGAGGAACUGGACAGAAAACGAUUUGGCUAAUGUCCUUAGAAGGAAUUUCCUGCGAGUUUUUAGGGAGGUGGAGUGGGUCUGUGAUCAGUUAAAUGUCACCCUACCCAGUGAGACCCAGAUCCCUGCUAAGGGGGUCGAGAACCUCUGCAGACUGAACCUUAAGCUAGCUAGAAAAUUACAGCAAACUCCCUCCAGUCUCACCUUCAAUCUCCCCUCCGGUCGCACCUCCAGAGCCCAACGUGGAGCUGCAGAUCUGCUGAUCCUGGCUACUGUUCUGCUGCUUUCCAGCAGGUUUAUUGAUUGAAAAUUAAAAAAUGCACUUCUGCCAAAGUGACUUUCUUUUAAAGCGAUAAAUUUAAUCCUGUGUGAAUAACUAGAGGUCAUUGAGUUUUCUGUAGCCAUUUGGAGGCUGACACAUCACCCCACAGGUCUGCAAAGAUAAGGUGAUGGAUCAGAUUCUUACCACCAGUGCAACAUAAAAAAACAUUAGCACUUUCCUCCAUCUGGGAGGUCAUUUGACUUCUGUCUUUAAUUUCUAGGUGAAUGUGUGUUUCCAUCUCUAUGAACAAUUAUGAUAUAUAGGAAACUUUAAUAUUUAUAAAGUUGUUUGCAUAAGUUGUUUUAGUCUUUGCAUGUGAAAGCUUCUGUGACUGGAGGUGGGGUCACUAUGCUGGGAAUAAUGAGGGUAAACAGUUCUGUUAAGGAAAAUGAUUCAUUAUCAUAACAUUAAUAUCACACAAAUUAUGUAUUGCUGUAAUGGUAUUGUAUUAAAGGUUACAUCAAAGCAGUACAGGGGCAGUGUAACAUUAUGCACCUUCAUAAAAGGCAGUGUGCAUCUCAGUGACGGUUGUUUGGCCAAGCAGA